AUGUCAACAAAAGAAAGACUCAACUUAUUGGCUGUGCUGUUCCUGCUGAGCACAUCUGUGGUGUACGCCCUCGAUGAAGAUGAACACAAUGCCAAGAUUACAGAUUUUCGCAUAGCUCCUGCCGACGAGCAGGGUGUCUUCAAAUACGCCUAUGCCACCAGUAAUGGUAUUGCCGUCCAGGCAGCUGGCAGUCCUUUGGAAGCAAUUGGUAUCUACAGUUACACCUCACCUGAAGGUGUGCCCAUUGAAGUCCGCUACAUUGCCGAUGAAUUGGGUUUCCAUGUCGUUGGGCGCCAUUUACCUCGGCCACCACCAAUUCCCGACUAUAUUCUUCGCUCUAUUGAAUACAUCAAAGCCCAUUCGACCCCAGCGCCACCUGUGGAAUAAAAAACCAACUAUAAUUUGGAUAUAUAUUUUGUGUGCUUUAGUGCCUAGUGUUUAAGUAGAAAAUAUUGUUAAAAUUGUUUUGUUUUAGUGAAGAAUGAAGAAAGAAAAAAAUAUUGACUUUAUUUGUUAAGUGAACAGUAUUUAAAGAACAAGAACAAAAAAAUAUGAAAAAUAAAUUAUUUAUAGAUAAAACAAAAG
Musca domestica (house fly) is the source of this 585-nucleotide messenger RNA. It is a transcript of the gene Cpr78Cb, whose product is annotated as pupal cuticle protein Edg-78E. Gene Ontology annotation, cellular component: chitin-based extracellular matrix. The transcript has 2 exons. Lineage: Eukaryota; Metazoa; Arthropoda; Insecta; Diptera; Muscidae. Gene Ontology annotation, molecular function: structural constituent of chitin-based larval cuticle. The coding region runs from base 1 to 387 and encodes 128 amino acids. The record is from RefSeq and is a predicted model, not a curated record.